This is a messenger RNA of Nerophis lumbriciformis (worm pipefish), 1311 nucleotides long. NCBI's taxonomy places the organism in Eukaryota, Metazoa, Chordata, Actinopteri, Syngnathiformes, Syngnathidae. The record is from RefSeq and is a predicted model, not a curated record.
AUGCACUGGACGGCGCUCGUGUUGGCGUUAGGGCUCCUAGCGGUCACUGUUGCCUUGGACAAUGGCCUGAUGCGGACCCCUCCUAUGGGCUGGUUGGCGUGGGAACGCUUCCGCUGCAACGUGGACUGCGAGCACGACCCCAGGAAUUGUAUCAGUGAGCAAUUGUUCACCGACAUGGCCGACAGACUGUCAGAGGACGGGUGGCGGGAGCUGGGCUACGUCUACGUCAACAUCGACGACUGCUGGUCGUCCAUGCAGAGGGACCAGCGGGGGCGACUCCAGGCUGAUUCCAAGAGGUUCCCAGGAGGAAUCCGCCGGCUGUCCCGCUACAUGCACGACCGGGGGCUGAAAUUGGGCAUCUACGGUGACAUGGGCACGCACACCUGUGGGGGCUACCCAGGCACACCGCUGGACAAAAUCGAAGUAGAUGCUCAGACCUUCGCCGAGUGGGAAGUGGACAUGUUGAAACUCGACGGUUGCUAUUCCAACGCCACGGUGCAGGCGCAAGGCUACCCUCGCAUGUCCAAGGCUUUAAACGCCACAGGUCGUCCUAUUGGCUACUCUUGUAGCUGGCCUGCCUACCAAGGUGGUUUGCCACCAAAGGUGGAUUACAGUCUUUUGGCUAAGAUUUGCAACUUGUGGCGUAACUACGGCGACAUCCAAGACUCGUGGACCAGCGUGUUAAACAUUGUGGAUUGGUUCUUCGAUAACCAGGAAGUACUGAUCGCUGCAGCCGGGCCAGGACGUUGGAAUGACCCCGAUAUGCUGAUCAUUGGCGACUUUGGACUCAGCAUGGAGCAAUCGCGCUCACAAAUGGCUCUUUGGGCCAUCAUGGCCGCACCUCUCUUCAUGUCUAAUGACCUCCGCACCAUCAGCAGUGGCGCCCGCAGCAUCCUGCAGAAUAAAAUGGCUAUCAGAAUCAACCAGGAUCCUUUGGGUCUUCAGGGUAGACGCAUCCUUAAGGAGAAGAGCAAUAUUGAGGUAUUUUGGCGGCCGCUGUCUAACGACGCGAGCGCGCUUGUGUUCUUCAGUCGACGGGACGAUAUGCCGUACCGCUACCAGACGUCCCUCAGCAAGCUAAACUACACCACGGGAAUCUACAAGAUAUAUGACGUCUUCUCCGGAAGAACCAUGAUUCUUAAAGACUCGGUUAGCUUCGUGGUGUCGGUGAACCCCUCCGGCGUAGUCAUGUGGUACGUCUCCGCACCCGCAAAACCCAGAACCCUCUCACGGCAGUUCUCCCGAGACGACCGACUCGGAGGAUUUUUCCGGGGUUACUUGGCCAACGGCAUCCCGCAGGUCUUCCUGUGA